UCAGGUUAUGUUCAUUGAGAUCGAUCAUAAUGCAACAAGAUGUCGCUGUUGGAGUUUUUGCAGCGAUAGUCUCUGCAAUCACUUAUGGAUCCACAUACGUUCCAGUGCGAUGGUUUGAAGCUGGUGAUGGCUUCUACUUUCAAUGGCUUAUGUGUCUUGGUCAGACACUUUUCGGCGUUGUCGUUCUGGCAAUAGCAGGCUGGCCUCCGAUUUUUCCGCUGGCAAUGCUCAGCGGAGCAUUCUUCGCUACUGGAAAUGCAUUGACGGUCUAUAUCAUGGAUGGCGUCGGCAUGGCUGUGGGAUCUUUGUUAUGGAACACGAUUACAUGUGUGGUAGGUUGGGCUGUGACGAGAUUUGGCUUAUUCUGGAACCCCGUGCAACUACCUCAUAAUCAAAUCAUGAAUGCUGUCGGAGUUGUUGUUGUAUGCGUUGGUGGGUGUUUCUUCGCCACGAUAAAGCACUAUCCAAUGGAGGUCCGACCUGCUCCAUGGCAGCCACGAAAGGAGAGACGUUUGUCAUUCGAAGAAACGAAACGGCCAUCAAACUUUAGAAGGAUCACAGCUAUACUUCUGACAUUUUUAGUUGGAAGUCUGUACGGUAAUAUGUUGACACCCAUCAACUAUUUGGUGCUGCAUAGCACUGAGACCGGUAAUCCAUCCAAUGUGUCUGCGUAUUUCUUUUCUUUCUGUGUCGGAGCCCUGCUAACGUCAACAAUAAUUUUCAUGAUUUAUUCGACUGCAAAGAAAAACCGCCCCUUUGUUAAUCCGGAACUCACUCUGCCAUCGCUGACUUCGGGUAUAAUCUAUGCAGUUGCUACGUAUGGUUUUUUUCUCGCUAACCAGCACCUUGACCAGACCAUUGCCUACCCAAUCUUAUCAAAAUCGCCUGGAAUAGUGGUUUCGUUGUGGGCAGUGUUUUUGUUCCAUGAAAUCAAGGGUGUCCGAGACUUGACAACAUUGGUCGUUGGCAUUAUCACAACUAUCGUGGGAAUCGUCUUGAUAUCGAUCUCAAAGAUAAACUUCCAGUAA
Molecule: messenger RNA, 1028 nt
Organism: Cylicocyclus nassatus
Lineage: Eukaryota; Metazoa; Nematoda; Chromadorea; Rhabditida; Strongylidae
Source: the annotation of a GenBank genome assembly